Messenger RNA from Coccomyxa subellipsoidea C-169, 1488 nucleotides. RefSeq lists its product as hypothetical. NCBI's taxonomy places the organism in Eukaryota, Viridiplantae, Chlorophyta, Trebouxiophyceae, Coccomyxaceae. The coding region runs from base 1 to 1488 and encodes 495 amino acids. The transcript has 11 exons. The record is from RefSeq and is a predicted model, not a curated record.
AUGGAGGCCUACGUACUUGGAGGUCUGACAGCGGUGCUGCUGCUCGGCAGCGCACUCGCACAGACGAGUCAACCCAUCGACAAAGUAGUGCCUACAUUCGACAAGAUCCAGUCGAGGAAGAGAAGGAGCCUGCUGGGCGCAAAGGGCCUAUUUGGCAACAUGGACUAUUUUGACGAGGACUUCACGGGCAUGCUUGGCGGCCGCAAAGAGCGCAAGGCGCAGGAAAUGAAUGGCUAUCAGAUCUAUGGUCAACCUGCCGUGAUGUCCCCUGAGUUCACCCAGAGCGUGCUGGGCCCUCUGACAGACAACAUGACCACCAUCGGACGCAGGCUCCUGCAGCAAGUCACCCAGCUAACUUUCUACGGAACGAUCAAGCAGGGGGUGGUGUCAGACCGAGCUGUGGCCAACUACGUGUUCGGCCAGGACUCCGUGCCAUUCCUGAACAUCGCGACACAGUCCGGCACCACCUUCACCUUCCUCAAGGCGCUCCUCAUUCUGCCCCAGGAGCAGAGUGCCACAAAUAUGCCCCCCUAUGUCACCUCCACCACUGGGUUCAUGCCCAAGGACUUCACACACCCCACCAUCGUCCACCUCACCACACAGGGUUCCACAGGCUACGCUCCCCAGGUUGCGCUGCGAUUUGAUUAUUCUCAGACAGUGGGCUCGCCGCUCAUCUCACUCUACUAUACAGACCGAGUGGGCACACCCGACCAGGGCAUGAGUUGCUACGCUAUCUUUGUGGCGAUCGCCACGCUUUUCCUGGCUCAAGCUGCAUUUGCACAGACAACUCAGAGUUCCCUGACAAAUGGAGCUAUGUACAUAACAACUCCUAAAGCUCCGCUGAGGAAGAGAAGGCUCUCGGAGAGAUUUGAGGAGGGAUUUGAAGAUGCACCCUACAACCGUCGCAAGCUGCUGACGCUCCCAUUCCAGACAGGAGGCCCAACCUGCACACUUCCCCAGGAGUUCAUCGAGCUCGUCCUGAAUGCGCUGCUGAACCCAACCAACAGCUCGCGCAAGCUGCUGGCCACCUCAGACCGCCUCACCUUCUACGGCUCGAUCAAGCAGCAGCUGCUGACGGACCAGGCUGCGGCGGUGUACAUCUUCAACCAGGACUCGCGCAGCUUCCUGGAAACUGCCACGAAGUCAGGCAGCAGCUUCACCUUCCUCAAGGCGCUGCUCAUCCUUCCUCAGGAGCAGACCUCCACAGUGGUCCCUCCCUCCGUGUCAUCCACCACCGGAUUCCUCUCCAAAACCCCCUCCGAGCCCGUCAUCGUUCGCUUAUCCACCCUUGGAUCCACCGGAGUUGUGCCCAACGUUGGCUUGCGAUUUGACUACGCAUCCAAGGAGCCCGGCACAACUCCCUUUUUCUCCCUCUAUUUCUCCGACCUCGUGGGGGCAUACCCUAAGGGCGUCCCCAAGGCCAACCUGGUGCAGAGCUACGGCAUCUACAUUGGAGAGGACGGCACCAUCUACCCUGGCCAGGGGUAA